AUGGAGCCUCCGCCGGCUCCUGCCGCUCCGGCUGCGGCGCCAGUCUUCAAGAAGCGCGAGCGCAACAAGAACGUCCGCCCGCGUGGUGGUGGCGCCGCCUCGUCUUCGGCCGACGCCGGGCCGGAGCCCGAGGGCUCGGCGGUCAUCCGCGUUGCCAAAGCGGCCAAGGCGAAUCCGCUCGUGCAGGGCACGGCGAGCGCGCGCAAGGCGGCGGCGGCUAUCGAUCUGCUGGCGGUGGGCGUGCAGCCGUCGGACGCGCGCAUCUCUACGUACGACAACAAGGCGACCGCGUCGAGCGAGCAGGACGUCCCGCGCGACCGCGACGCGCAGGCGCUCUACGAGACGGCGCAAAAGCAGUGGGAGGACGGCGGCGACCGGACGGCGGACGGCGCGGCAGUGUACCGCGGGCAGAAGGCGUACCGCCAGUACACCAACAAGGCGGAGGACUUCACCAGCCAGGUGAUGUCUGGCGCUGGCCCCGCGCGCGCGCCCGUGCAUUACCGCGCGACUGCGGUGAUGGACUACAAGCCGGACAUCUGCAAGGACUUCCGCGACACGGGCUACUGCGGGUACGGAGACGCGUGCAAGUUCUUGCACGACCGCUCCGAUUACAAGUCUGGCUGGCAGCUCGAGCGGGACUGGGAGGAAGGUGUCUGCACCGCCUCCCCGUUGGAACAGGCGCACGACGAGGCUCUCGUGGCGAUGGGGGAGGCCGAGGCGGCGCCGGCGGCCGACGAUGGCCUGCCCUUUGCGUGCCUCCUCUGCCGCGAGCCGUGGCACAAGGGCUCGCGCCCCGUCGUGACCAAGUGCGAGCACUACUUUUGCGAGAAGUGCGCCCUCGGCCACUUCAAGCAGACGCGGCGCUGCUACGUGUGCGCCGAGCAGACGGGAGGCAUCUUCAACCACGCCAAAAACAUCCAGGCGAAGGUGGACGCGCGCGCGGAGGCGCAGGCGGCGGCCGCCGCCUCGUCCGAGAUGACGGAGGAGCUCGUGGCAGAGUACGAGGCGAGCCAGAAAAAGGCCGCCUGCCGAGGGCUGGUGCUGUCGCUUUCGCUGGCCUGCGCUGGCAACUCAGCAGCUGCUCGCGACCUCUCUCGUCAUGCUGCCGCUGGCGCUAGCCCUGCUGUCGUGCACGACGACCGCAUUGCAGCGGACCUGGCUCAAUUCGCCCAUGAUGAGAAGGGCUCGCUCUCGGAGGCCUUCGCCGCGUUUCAGCGCAAGCCGGAACCAAAGCUGCCCGGGCAGAGCGGCGCGACAAAGGGGAAGGAGGGUUUGCCGAUUCGGCUCGGCGGAGACGUGCGCGGCGGCUCGCUCGGCGACUUACGUGCGGCUGUUGGCGGCUUUCCGCUCGACCCUCGAAACUGGCAGGCGCCUAGUCGGACGGGAGACUGCACCGCGGAGGAGGCCGGGCUCGUCUUCGUCUUCGCCUUCACAUUUGGUGCCUUCCUGUGGGGCUACCUUGAGUACGUGGCCUAG
Emiliania huxleyi CCMP1516 is the source of this 1476-nucleotide messenger RNA. RefSeq lists its product as hypothetical. The transcript has 6 exons. Gene Ontology annotation, molecular function: metal ion binding. NCBI's taxonomy places the organism in Eukaryota, Haptophyta, Isochrysidales, Noelaerhabdaceae. Gene Ontology annotation, biological process: snoRNA splicing. Gene Ontology annotation, cellular component: U2-type spliceosomal complex. The record is from RefSeq and is a predicted model, not a curated record. The coding region runs from base 1 to 1476 and encodes 491 amino acids.